CCAGCAUCACAAUCAACAAUCCAACACUUCAAUCUAAACCUUAAUCUCUAAUCACCACCAACCAACCAACCAACCAACCAACCAACCAACCAACCAACCAACCAACCAACCAACCAACCAACCCCCACCAAACUCAUUCAAAAUGGUCAACUUCACCCGCGCCGCUGCUGCCCUGGCCCUCGCUGCCACCGCCACCGCUGCCCCCACCAACGCCACCACCAGCCUCACCUGGGAUGUCAAGGACUUUGACUUCCACGCCGACUACGUCUUCACCACCCCUGCCCACCAGAACAGCUACGGCCAUGUCAGCUUCUCCUUGACCUCCGAGAAGACCGGCGCCGUCUACAGCUGCGGCGCCCAGUCCAGCCAGAUUCCCGACUUCUUCUACGACUUCAACGACUUCUACCCCUGCUCUGCUCCCAAGGGCGCUGUUGAGGGCACCGAGAGCUGGGCCAGCUUCAAGUACAACCGUGAGGAUGGCAAGGUUACCGUGCGCGAGACCCUUUAUGCCCCUGACAACAAGUCUAUCACCGCUACUGGCUCCACCAUCGUCAAGACCACCUGCACCGACGAGUCCACUGGCCCCAACCCCAACUGGACCAUUGGCCAGAACUACUCCGAGCGUCACAUUGUUUGCGACAAGACCGACUUCACUGUCACUGGCACCGUUUCUGCUUAAGCGGAUUUCCUUCCUUGGCGCUGUCAGCCUAGCCUAGCCUAGCCUAGAGCUAUCUAGCUAGCGACACUCGAGUAGUAGUAGUAGUAUGGGGAUGAGAUGGAGAUGUUGGGGUAUCAUAGAAAGAAGAAAUGUUAAUGGAAGUUGUGGGGAAUGAGGAAUGAGUUGGAAGAAGUUAUAGACAAAACAGAUACAGAUAUAGAUCCGCUGCCAUUAUCAAAAUACAGACAUUAAUUGGCAAGCCAGUCUUAUUUUCAUUUGCUGUUGUCAUGACUUACUUGUCUUGACUACCUCUAGCUGUAAGAA
This is a messenger RNA of Neurospora tetrasperma FGSC 2508, 982 nucleotides long. RefSeq lists its product as uncharacterized. The record is from RefSeq and is a predicted model, not a curated record. The coding region runs from base 143 to 679 and encodes 178 amino acids. The transcript has 2 exons. Lineage: Eukaryota; Fungi; Ascomycota; Sordariomycetes; Sordariales; Sordariaceae.